This is a messenger RNA of Closterium sp. Naga37s-1, 765 nucleotides long. Lineage: Eukaryota; Viridiplantae; Streptophyta; Zygnematophyceae; Desmidiales; Closteriaceae. The record is from the annotation of a GenBank genome assembly.
AUGACCUGCAGCUCUUUCUGCAGUGCGACUCUAGGGACGGACGUCUCACUAUUCGAUCACACCUCCGGCGCCUCUGUUGCACCUGCUGCCGAUGCUGACAGUGCAGUUCGCUCGCAGUGGACCACACGUGACGCUGCUGCUCGCCUUGCUGUUCGUAGUCACCUGCCGUCUGCUGAGCGCGCGCACUUUAGCCAGUACAAGACUGCUAAGUCUUUGUAUGACGCUGUUGUUGCGCGCUCCUCCUCCACUACCUCUGCUGCCCUCAGCCGCCUCAUGCUACCGGACCACUUCCUCUCCCUUUGCCCCACCGAGCUCACCGUUGACCUCCUUGAGGAGCGCCUCCUUGCAGCUAAGAAGAGCAUAAUCACUGUAGGAGCCUCUCGUGGUGACCCUCGUGCCCCUUUCUUUGAGGGGUGCUCCCCCGUCCCCCUUUUGCCCACUGUUGCCUCUGCUGCUGCUGUCGACCUCGUUGGCACCGAGUCGGUCGGGGCUGCGUCUGCUCCUAGUGGGAGGCGCCGCAGCGGCAAGGGCAAGGGGGGCAAGGGUGGUGGAGGGGACGGCGGGGGCGCCGGUGGUGGCAGUGGAGGAGGUGGAGGGGGUGGAGGUGGAGGUGGGGGUGGCGGCGGGAGUGGGGGCUUAGGUGGCGGUGGUGGAGGUGGAGGCGGCGGCGGCAGCGGCAGUGGGGGUGGCGGCUGCGGUGGUGCUGGUCGGGGUGGAGCUGUGCAGCGGGGAGGCUUUGGCGGUGGCCAGCGCCAGCAGCAGUAG